ACAUGCGACCCCGCUGGGUGUGUUUUAUGAUAAGUGUAUAAUUUUGGGGCGACUUUUUGUUUUUUCACUUCAAUUUCGGAGGCCUUUCAACCCGAGCCAUGUUUGCAGUGGACCACAUUUUCAAGCAGGCUGUGGUCUGCUUGAGGAGAUGUCAAUGUUCUCCAUUUCAAAUUGGAUGUCAACAGAUCAAACAUCAUGUGAUACCAGUAAGAUUUCAGAGUGACUUCCCAGUCAUCACAGUUCCUAAGUUUAUGCAGCAAAAUUUGGAGAAAAGGAAGAGAAAGGAAGAGAAAAGGCAUGCAAUAAAACGUCUCGAAGCAAUCCGUACUGAAUCACGGAAGGGCAAUAAAGAGGUAUGCGUCGUCCGCUGCAAGGACCCCCAUCUGAACCACUACCUGGGCCAGAGUUACCCUCGUGCCACGGGCGUGCAGCUGGCCUCGAGAGGGUGGCACCACACCCGGUCCCGGGGUGAUCACUUCACCGUCUGUGCACGGACUGAUCUGGAUCCCGAUUCUGCACUGGACAGCAGUGAUCAGGGCCACACUACGGUGUCGUCUUUUGCUGAGCUAGGUCUGAAUGCGGAUAUUGUGGCCAACCUGCGAAAGAUGGACAUCGUAACACCCACUGAAAUUCAGCGCCGCGCCAUCCCCCGCCUGCUGUCCGGCUCCGACACCCUGGUGGCCGCAGAGACGGGCUGCGGUAAGACGGUGGCAGCCGCGGCGCCGAUGCUGCACAGACUGCUGGCUGAGACGGUUCCCUCCGCGGACCGACCGCGCGCGGACACCAACCGACCGCGGGCGCUGAUCGUGACCCCCGGUAGAGAACUGGCAGUGCAGAUCAGGGACGUGCUGUUGGCCAUGACGGCCGACCUGCCGCUCCACGUCAGGAUGCUGCUCGGCGGCCGGACCAAGCGGAAGAUGGAGCGUCCCACCGUGCUGCCCAUGGAUGUGCUGGUCGCCUCGUUCGGGGCGCUCAGCAAACUGCACAGCGUCGGUAUCCUGGACCUCUCCCGGGUCUCUCAGGUCAUCCUGGACGAGGCUGACACCCUCCUGGACGACUCGUUCCGGGAGGACGUGCGUCGCCUGCUCUCCCGUCUGCCGCUGUCUGCUCUGUCUGGGGACCUGCAGAGGCCGGGGGAUGGCGGCGGACCGGCCACGGCGCUCACACUACUGGCGGCCACCCUGCCCCGUAACCUGGACUCGCUGCUGGAGGGACUGGUGACGGGUCAGGUGAGCCGUGUGACGUCUGCGCGGCUCCACCACCUCCUGCCGCACGUGCAGCAGAGCUUCCUGCGGCUGGGUUCGGCGCAGCGGGCUGAAGCGCUGGUGCGACUCUGUCGAGAGGCCACGGAGAGACGCGAGCCCGUCAUCGUGUUCAGCAACAACGCCCCGACGUGCGACUGGGUGAGUCUGCACCUGAACGAGAGUGGCGUGGACUGUCUGAACGUCAGCGGCCGGCUGCACUACAAGCUGCGCCAGGGCCGGUGGGCGGCGUUUCUGGCCGGGGAGCCGGCCGUGCUGUCCUGUACGGACCUGGUCAGUCGCGGACUCGACAGCUGCCGGGUGGAGCACGUCAUCAACUUUGACUUUCCAUGGAAUACGUCCGACUACAUCCACCGGGUGGGCCGCGUGGGCCGGGCGGGCAGCGAGCGGGCCGGCACCGUCACCAGCUUCGUCAGCCGGCCGCUCGACGUCGCCAUCGCGCAGCGGAUUGAGAGGGCGGCGCGCACUGGCGAGCCGCUAUGGAACGUCGACGCCAACAUCAAGGACAUCAUCGCCAAGCGGAUGAUGCGGAAGGAGGCGACGACCAGUCAGCAGCAGCGGCGACGGAGGAGCUGACGAGGCCGAGACCGCUGCCCCGGGGGCAGUCGGGGGUGCUCAUGUGCCUGAAUGGUGCUCAUUUUGUACGAAUUGUUCAUUGUUGAUGUACAAAAAUAUAGAGAUCAUGCUAGUCAGAA
This is a messenger RNA of Amphibalanus amphitrite, 1957 nucleotides long. RefSeq names its product probable ATP-dependent RNA helicase DDX28. The transcript is spliced from 12 exons. The coding region runs from base 99 to 1838 and encodes 579 amino acids. Lineage: Eukaryota; Metazoa; Arthropoda; Thecostraca; Balanomorpha; Balanidae. Gene Ontology annotation, molecular function: nucleic acid binding; ATP binding; RNA helicase activity. The record is from RefSeq and is a predicted model, not a curated record.